Messenger RNA from Prorocentrum cordatum, 1179 nucleotides. The record is from the annotation of a GenBank genome assembly. Lineage: Eukaryota; Dinophyceae; Prorocentrales; Prorocentraceae.
GAGUUCAUUAAGGCCGGGGUCUCGAAGGAGGAGCUGGCGUCGGAGGCCUGGAAGCCCACGAUGGACAAGCUGGCCAGCGUCAAGGAGUCGCUUCAGGUGGAGUUGGCUCGCAUCGAUCGCGCGGCAGGCGAGAUGCUGGCCACGAUCAGGAACCCCUGUUGGGACGGCAAUUCGAAGGCCCUGCGGGAGGAGUUGAAGGCGUUGAGCGACUCGCAGAAGGACGUUGAUUCCCAUGCCGUCGUGGCCAAGAGGCACAUCAGCGACGCCAAGGCGCAGUGGGCCAAGAAGCAGGAGGUCGGCGUUGGUAAGAAGCGCAAGUCGACGGAUGAUGCGCCGCAGAUGGAGGUCGCCCUAGACAGCAACCUCGGCCCCAUGAUGCAGGUCGUCGCGGCUGAGACGCGCGGCAAGCCCAUCAACGUCUCGGACGACCUCGCUGCCCUGAGCGCGGGCAAGAUCACCGUGGUGGCGGUCCCCGAGCGGCGCAAGGAUGUGGAGGCGGCGGCCGGCUGGAAGGCUUGCGAGUCGUGGAUGCGUGGCAAGGUGGAGCUCUGGGGCUCGCAGGGCGCUGCGCCCGCUUUCGGCUCCGUGGUCCAGCCAGCGGUGUUGGCUCAGAUCCGCAUGCUCAGCCAGCUGGAGAAGAAGGAUGUUGGGCACCUCUUCCGCACCGCCUUCAUCGCUUCGGGGCCCAAGGGGCAGGCGCUGUUCAAGGUGCUGUAUGGGGCCCAGUGCUUCAUCAUCCCGCGCUUGCAUUCCUCGGUGUCGCCUGCGCCGUAUGGCAUGGCCGAGUGCCGCUUGAUCUUGGAGGGCGAGGAGGUGGUAGUGGGGGCCAAGAUGGACGUCAGCGAAGGAGGGCUCGCCUUCCAGGCGGACAUGCUGAAGAACCUGUCAGGCCACGACAUGCUGCGCUUGGCCAAGCAGGACAACAACUUCUGCUGCGUCCUGAAGGAAGGCGACUUCGCCGUUCUUCCGACGGGCUUCGUCUACGUGAUCUUUCGGAACUCGCUGGUGAAGGGCAUCAGGUGGGGCAUGUCGCCCAAUUGGGAAGGGGAGCUGGCCAGCGCGGAGAAGACGGUCUCUGCCGCCAUAGAGGCCUACCCAGGCAUCCGCGGGACCAUGUACGAGGAGUGGUGGAAGUGGUUGCAGGCCAACGCUGCUGGUCAAGAGGCGCCGGCGGCGUAG